ACACACACAGCUGGUGUAUGGUGUAGAGCUGUGUGUGUAUUAAGGAAUGCUAUGCUAUACACAGGAGCGGUAUAACUAUCAUUUAACCCCUUCUUCCAUUUCUUCAGAGGACUGACAUAAAGGGUUAAUCUUCAGGCCCCGCCCCCGGGCUGGUGACUUGUAUAUCUAGUGAAUGGGGCUCUGACACAGGAAAGACGUCUCCGGCCCCGUCACCGCUCCCUCCCCGCCCACUGCCUGGAUAUUUUCAUUCCAGUCCCGCCCUCCCGGGGAAACUUGUCACGUCCUUUCGAGUGUUUUUCCCCGAGUUCUGUGACUGGAAGCUGCGUGUACUGACUAGAGCCACAGGCGAGGAGUCCGGCCGUCCAGCUACAAGGUGCCGCAACGUCACUUUCCCAAGCUCCUUCACUGCGGUCACCUGAUCGGGCAUAGAUGUGUGUGUGUAGUGUCGGCAUCAAAUCAGGAGCUGUUACUUGGCAAGCACAUGGCAGCCCUCGAGCGGUCACCUGACUCACAGACUCCACAGCGCACGCGCAACGGGAUCUGUUACGCAAACUCUAAUCCGAAAAAGAAGUCAUGGAAUACAGGCAAGCAAGCACAUCCUUCCCUGAUGUUGACAUGGAAUUUGAUAAAAAUGUCCCCCGAAUAUGUGGAGUCUGCGGGGACAAAGCGACUGGUUUCCACUUUAAUGCCAUGACAUGUGAGGGCUGCAAAGGAUUUUUCAGGAGAAGCAUGAAGAGGAAAGCAGUCUUCACUUGUCCUUUUAAUGGGGACUGUAGAAUAACAAAAGAUAACAGGAGACAUUGCCAAUCCUGUCGAUUGAAGCGCUGUGUCGAUAUAGGCAUGAUGAAGGAAUUUAUCCUAACAGACGAAGAAGUCCAGAGAAAGAGGGAGAUGAUAAUGAAACGUAAAGAAGAAGAAGCACUGCGAGAGUCUCAAAAGCCCAAAAUAUCCGAGGAGCAACAGAAAAUAAUUGAUCUCCUUCUGGAAGCACAUCGCAAGACUUUUGAUGAAACUUACUCAGACUUUUCACAGUUUCGGCCACCAGUCAGAGAAAAUGUAUGUAGAAGAAUUACAAGGUCCUCAUCUGUCCAAACUCAGAACUAUUCUUCAGACUCUGACACCUUUAACGCCUCUCCAGAUUCUUGUGAAAGCAGCUUUUUUUCGGGUUCGUUGUUCAGUUCCUUUGCCAGUAGCAGUUCACCUGGAGGUUCCUUUGAGCUCUCAAUGCUCCCUCACCUUGCGGAUUUGGUCAGCUAUAGUAUACAGAAAGUCAUUGGAUUUGCAAAGAUGAUACCUGGAUUCCAUGAUCUUACUGCAGAAGACCAAAUUGCUUUGUUGAAGUCAUCUGUGAUUGAAGUUAUAAUGCUACGAUCCAACCAAUCCUUUACAUUGGAAGACAUGUCCUGGACAUGUGGCAGUGAAGAAUUCAAAUACAAAGUGGAUGAUGUGACACAAGCCGGUCAUAAUAUGGAACUUCUAGAGCCAUUGGUGAAAUUUCAGGUGGGACUGAAGAAACUGGAUCUUCAUGAAGAAGAGCAUGUACUUUUAAUGGCUAUCUGUAUUCUCUCACCAGACCGUCCAGGGGUCCAAGACAAAGCACUUGUUGAAGCAAUCCAGGAUCGCCUCUCCUCUACUCUGCAGACCUACAUCCUUUGCAAACAUCCACCACCAGGGAGCCGUCUUUUGUAUCCAAAGAUGAUCCAGAAGCUGACAGACCUGCGCAGCUUAAACGAGGAGCAUUCCAAACAGUAUCAGUUCCUCUCUUUCCAGCCGGAGCACAGUACACAGCUAACUCCUCUUGUAAUGGAGGUGUUUGGCAAUGAAAUUUCUUAAGUUAACUUUUAUUGAAAAUUAAUGAAUGAAUUAUAUUGUAAAAACUUAGUUGGGUCUUCAUAAUGUUUUCAGCUAUGGGAAAUGACUUGGAGUCUUUAUUCUAGAGAUGAUUGUCUGCAGUUGUAUAUACAUGCUAUAGAAGACAGAUAUGAAGAAGAUAACAUAGAUGGUUACCUUGCUUUCUGUAAUUUUGCUACAAAAUGGGGUAAUUCCCCUUGCAAUGCUCUUGAUGUAAUGUUCCAUUAUAAAAAGCUUUGCCAAUUUGUGUGCCUUUUUAGACAGCAAAUGUCAGAAUGUGUCAUCUUUGGUAUAGUCACCCUUUUAUAGGAGUUUUUCAUGUUCAAAAGCCAUUUGUUUGCUAAAUCUGAAACUUGACAGUCACAUGUGCCAAAUUCUAAAGAACUGUGCAAGCCUUAAACUGAUAUUUUAUAGUGUGAAUAGGUAAAAAAAAUAAUAACCAAAGUAAGUAGAUAUGCAGUCAUGGCCGUAAAUGUUGG
Hyla sarda is the source of this 2330-nucleotide messenger RNA. RefSeq names its product vitamin D receptor (gene VDR). The transcript is spliced from 10 exons. Gene Ontology annotation, biological process: cell differentiation; multicellular organism development; positive regulation of transcription by RNA polymerase II. Bases 574 to 1833 code for a protein of 419 amino acids. Lineage: Eukaryota; Metazoa; Chordata; Amphibia; Anura; Hylidae. Gene Ontology annotation, molecular function: zinc ion binding; nuclear receptor activity; vitamin D response element binding. The record is from RefSeq and is a predicted model, not a curated record. Gene Ontology annotation, cellular component: nucleus.